AUGGUGCAGCUAUUAAACAACUCCAACAACGCCAACCAAAUAUUUGAAAAGCGAUACCAGCAGCAUGAGGAGCGUUUCAUGACACAAGAAGGGGAAAUGCGGAGCCAGAAAGCUUCAAUACAAACCAUUGAGAAUCAAGUCGGCCAAUUGGCCAAGAUGUUGUCUGAAAGACCCCAAGGUAGUCUUCCAGGUAACACAGAACCAAACCCGAGAGGGCACGUUAAUGCAGUAAUGACGAGGAGUGGUAAAACCACGGGACCUGACAAAUCGGACUCACCACCGAUCACUGAUACGGUCCAAACUGACGCUUCAGACGAGGUGCACACUAGGCGAGUCCCAGCAAGUACAACACAGUUCCAGGAGCUAGUUAAAGAUUUUAUUCCUCCUGUCCCAUAUCCGAGCAGACUGAAGAAGCAAAAGAACGAUGAACAACAUGGUAAGUUUUUAGAAAUGUUUAAACAAUUACACAUAAACAUACCAUUUGUUGAGGCGUUGACUCAAAUUCCUAAAUACGCAAGGUUCUUAAAAGACAUCCUCACAAACAAGCAGAAACUCGAAUAA
Messenger RNA from Helianthus annuus (common sunflower), 561 nucleotides. RefSeq lists its product as uncharacterized. The record is from RefSeq and is a predicted model, not a curated record. Bases 1 to 561 code for a protein of 186 amino acids. NCBI's taxonomy places the organism in Eukaryota, Viridiplantae, Streptophyta, Magnoliopsida, Asterales, Asteraceae. The transcript has a single exon.